Messenger RNA from Cimex lectularius (bed bug), 1430 nucleotides. It is a transcript of the gene Rab32, whose product is annotated as ras-related protein Rab-32. The transcript has 5 exons. Gene Ontology annotation, molecular function: GTPase activity; GTP binding. Lineage: Eukaryota; Metazoa; Arthropoda; Insecta; Hemiptera; Cimicidae. Gene Ontology annotation, cellular component: phagocytic vesicle; lysosome; Golgi apparatus. The record is from RefSeq and is a predicted model, not a curated record. Gene Ontology annotation, biological process: phagosome-lysosome fusion; endosome to lysosome transport. The coding region runs from base 50 to 1120 and encodes 356 amino acids.
UUGUAUACAAGAGAUUCGAGGAACAGUGAGGAGCAAAGGGUGAACCGACAUGUCAGAACUCGGAAGCGAAAACUGUGAGAAGAUGAGCGAAGAAACCAGCACCAAAGCCGAAGUCUCGUCUAAGCCUUCGUCCAAAUCGUCGAACGUAAGUAAGAAAGGGAAGAAGAAGAACGAAACGGAAGAAACGACUGAGAAAUUGAUCGAAGAAGCAGUAAUGGAACCAGAGCAGAAAAACUCCGAAGAGUCUUUUAGCUCCACGGAGCUUAACAAUUACAUUACGCCAGAUACUCCUUCCCCCGAACCAGCUAAAAAUGAGACGGAAGAACAGACGAUUUUUAAAGACGUACAUGAAAGCUUGUCGGCAUCUCCGGUAAUUGAAAAUGGCGAAGCUUAUAACAAGAAAGAAGACAAUGAAGACCCGAAUGAAAUACCGACUGCAGCGAUAGCUUCUACUUCAAAUAAUACAGAAGAGUCGACCGGAGGGCAGAAAAAGGAGUGUCUGUUUAAAAUCAUCGUCAUUGGAGAACUCGGCUCUGGAAAGACGUCCUUCAUAAAAAGAUAUGUCCACCAGUUCUUCUCGCAGCACUACAGAGCAACAAUCGGUGUCGACUUCGCGCUCAAAGUCAUCAACUGGGACCCUAACACGACCAUCCGCCUCCAACUGUGGGACAUCGCAGGACAAGAAAGAUUUGGAAACAUGACGAGGGUGUACUACAAAGAAGCAGUUGGCGCAUUUAUAGUUUUCGACGUGACAAGAGUAGGCACAUUCGACGCAGUCACCAAGUGGAAGCAGGAUCUGGAUGCCAAAGUGCAGCUUCCCGACGGAAGCCCAAUUCCUUGCAUUUUAUUGGCCAAUAAAUGCGAUCAAGCUAAAGAAGGACCCGUCAACAUUCCUGGCAGAUUGAAAGAGUUCUGCGAAGAGCACAAAUUCGCCACCUACUUCGAAACGUCCGCCAAGGAGAACAUCAACGUCGACGAGGCUGCCAAAUUUUUAGUCGAAUUGAUUUUACGCAACGACAGGUCUAGGGACAAUGGUACCGUUGAACAAGAUCCAGGACGAUUUCGGCUAGACAGCGCGAGGACCGCGGAAAAUAAGAAAGGAGGUUGUAAUACCUGCUGAGUUGACUUUGUUAUUCCUAAUAAAAAAAGACGAACAUAGUUCAAUUAUAAACCUAAGAUGUCGCUCAAUGUUAAACGAAGAUUGAUUAUCCGCAUGAACUGGAUGACGGGAGGAUUUCAAAAAUCCCCUCGUAGAAGGUUCGCGAUAAUUAUUACUGAUUUAUAUUAUUUAUUUUAAACUUGUUGAAUUGAUGUUAUAUAUAUUAUUUAUUAUAAUUUAUGCGUCGAAUUCACUGUAAAUUUGGUUUCUUGUGUGUAUAAAGCGUAUAAUUGGAUGUUAGAAAAACGCAUAGUCUUUUUUAUAAAUGUUA